Manihot esculenta (cassava) is the source of this 1080-nucleotide messenger RNA. RefSeq names its product probable calcium-binding protein CML15. Bases 293 to 811 code for a protein of 172 amino acids. Lineage: Eukaryota; Viridiplantae; Streptophyta; Magnoliopsida; Malpighiales; Euphorbiaceae. The transcript has a single exon. Gene Ontology annotation, molecular function: enzyme regulator activity; calcium ion binding. The record is from RefSeq and is a predicted model, not a curated record.
AUAUGCUAUACCACUAAACAUUCAAAAUCCAAAUUUAACCUCAUCUUCCUAAUUAAACAAACCAUAACGAAAACACCUCCCCAGCAAAACUCCCCUCCAAAACUAAAAACCACCUCUCAAUGUCAAUUUUCUUCUCCUGACCGCCACUCCAACCGCCGGAGUUCACCACCACAACAACAGCAACAUUUAUUAUGAACAUAUAAUGGCAUCAUUAGCUCAUCGUGUUAUGAUCAAAAGAUAGAUUUUUAUUUAUCUUUUGGAUUUUGGACACGGUGAGAUUAUAUUAAAAAACAUGAACAUGAUGCCAACAGCAGCCUCUUGUGUUGAAGAAUUGAAACAAUUGAAGGACAUUUUCACCCGAUUCGACAUGGAUUCCGAUGGUAGCCUCACCAUUUUAGAGCUUGGAGCAUUGUUUAGGUCCCUAGGGCUCAAGCCUUCUGGUGAUCAAAUUCAUGUGCUCUUAUCUAACAUGGAUUCUAAUGGCAAUGGCUUCAUAGAAUUUGAUGAAUUAGUCAGUGCCAUAUUGCCUGACAUGAAUGAGCAGCUGGUUAUAAAUCAAGAGCAACUUUUGUAUGUGUUUCAGUUGUUUGAUCGUGAUGGUAAUGGCUACAUUACCGCAGCGGAGCUCGCGGGGUCCAUGGCGAAAAUGGGUCAGCCAUUAACGUAUACGGAGCUUAAGGAGAUGAUCGAGGAGGCGGAUACGGAUGGUGAUGGUGUUAUUAGCUUCAAUGAAUUUGCUUCUGUAAUGGCACAGUCUGCCAUGGAAUUCUUAGGCCUGGCUACGUCAUCACUAAGUGAUGGUAUGUUGUGAUAGGCAAAUAAUCAUCAUUAUCAUUGUUAAUAAUGUCAUUGAUUUGCUUGCUAACCUUAGAUUUUAGGGUUUAACAGGCUUGUUCAUAUAGGCAUCUGUUGGUGUUGGGGAGAUUCUCCAAGUGUUGGGUCUAAAAAAUUUGAUGUUCAUGAUUAAGAUUGAGCGAAGAGGAAAGAGGGAAAAGGGAGGGGAAAAUUAAAAUUGGGGUUCCAGUUGUAUCUUGGAAGCUUGUUCUCAAUCAUUCAUUUAUGUGUUGAUAAAUAAAUUCC